CCGGAACCGGAAAAGGGAUCAUGGCCUGUUUUCCAUUGCGUUUCAGGUUUCGCAGUGUAUUCCAUCAACUAUUGGGCGAAAGCAGUCUUUAAAAGUAAAUUUAGCUCGCUUUUCUUACUAGUAACCCCGACUACUGACACAAAUAUGAGCGACACUGAGAAAGAAUUCCGAGACAAGGUUGAGGUUGGAAGAAAAGAAAAAGGCGGAAGAAGUUUCAGACGCAAAGUUGUUUUUUGUUUGAAGCCGAUGAUGCUGUUGAUGCAUGCUAAUGUAUUGGAAGCGGAAAAAAGAAGAUCUGCCCCCUCGACUAGUGUUGUAAUGGCAGUUGCUAAAUUGGGGAAGAGGAUCAAAAAAAGAAGCCUUAAGAAUGUCAAAGAGAAGAAAGAAGAAUGAAGGGUUGUUUUGAAGUAAUGAAGUAAAAGAAGUAAUGAAGUUAUGAUCAGAAGUUUGGCCGGGUAGGAGUAAUUUCUUAAAAGCCUGUUAUGUUGCUACUCUUUCUUCCUGUUUCUUUUUCUAAAUCAUGCAUGUUAAUAAAUCCUUUUUUUAAAUCUGUAAUUCUCACUCGCCAACCCCCACCCCACAAUUCAGGAAUGUCCUUCUCAGCUAAAUAAGUAAUACAUUACUGUCACAAUGUGUUUUAAUGUAACUGUUGUUUAUUUCUGGCAAAAAAAUAAGCUAAUUGCAAAAAAAACAUUUCUAUAGGGGGUUUUAAAGGCGAGUAGAGUCAGCUCUUGACUCAAUUUUGUUAUUAUUUUCUUGUCUUUGCUUUUUAACUCAAUGUCUGAUUUGUCCAGGAGUCACAGCCUGGCUCGGGGAGUUCCUCCCCUCGGCGAUCUUUAAAAUCGGCCAGCCGCUCGCCGGCACGCUCCAAAGGAGGAUCCCACCGUUCUCGGUCACGGUCUCGUUCGCGGUCCAGGUCCAGAUCCAAAUCCAAGUCGAGAUCCCGUUCUCACCGAAGCUCGCGUAGGAACUACUCGCGCUCUCGCUCCCGGUCUCACCGCCGUCGCUCCAGAAGCCGCUCUGGCAGCGGUGAAUCCCGCCGUCGCAGGAGUCACAGCCGCUCUCCCAUGUCCAACCGACGCCGGCACAUCGGCAACAGGGCCAACCCAGACCCCAACAUGUGUCUGGGUGUGUUUGGCCUGAGUCUGUACACCACCGAGAGGGACCUGAGGGAGGUGUUCUCCAAGUACGGCCCCCUGGCGGACGUCAACAUCGUGUACGACCAGCAGUCUCGCCGCUCCAGAGGCUUUGCUUUCGUCUACUUUGAGAACUACGGGGACUCCAAGGAGGCCAAGGAGCACGCUAAUGGGAUGGAGCUGGACGGUCGCCGGAUCCGAGUGGAUUUUUCCAUUACCAAGCGAGCGCACACCCCUACCCCUGGUAUCUAUAUGGGAAGACCCACAUAUGGUGGUAGGGAUGGGGGUGGCGGCGGCAGCAGCAGCAGCAGCGGUGGCGGCGGCGGCAGCUCAUCGAGGCGCAUGUCAAGGGACUACGACAGAGGAUACGACCGAGGGUACGACAGAGGUUAUGACCGGGACUAUGAUCGCUACGAGGACAGAGAGUACAGAUCGUACAGACGAAGGUCUCCAUCACCUUACUACAGCAGAGGGUACCGCUCUCGAUCCAGAUCACGGUCCUACUCCCCACGCCACUACUGAGCAGUGAGUCGUCAUCCCAUGUUUUAUAUUUGUUUUGACCACGGCACGGCGAGCAAGUACACACUUCCUUUUAAUGUCUGCGGAACCUUGGUUAGUGGUGGGGGGAAAGCAUGAAAAUACAACUAAAUAAUUUUUUGUGCACAGCACUCCAAUCCCUGAAUUUUCAACUUGCUUUGCUGUGAAACCUGGAAUCAAAAUGACAAUGUAAUGUGGUAGCAAAGCUAAAAGUACAGAUUUUUUUUUUUAGUGUGAAAUUGGCUUUGAAGCCUGGAUGUUUUUUUAUAUACAAGCAAGUUUGUCAGUGACAUUUCCAGCUUCAUGUAGUGGUUUGUAUGCAGCUGCUUUUCUUUUUUGGCCCUCCUCUUGACAAUUGUUAAUGUUCUCACAUGUUAAAGUUAAAGUACCAAUGAUUGUCACACACACUAGGUGUGGUGAAAUUAUUCUCUGCAUUUCUGUAGCUAUUGUUCCAAGAAGUCUCGGUCAUCAAACAUAAAACAUGUUUUUCCUCUACAGAUCAAAUCAUACUUUCUGCAUUGUAUUGAAUACAUCUUUACUCAAGGUGUUGAAUGUAGAGAUCUUCUGUUUGUGAUACAUAUUGUCACAGGUUUCCCAAUGUUAAGGAGUAAAAAAUAACAUGUAUAUAAUUGCUUGGGUCCCUUCUGCAGUUUAGUCAUGAGUUGGCUACACUUGAUCUGAGUUGUAUGUAUCGUACAUUUUAUUGUUUUGAGUUCUAAAUAAAAGAUCACAGGAUCA
Entelurus aequoreus (snake pipefish) is the source of this 2411-nucleotide messenger RNA. It is a transcript of the gene tra2b, whose product is annotated as transformer 2 beta homolog. The coding region runs from base 1068 to 1658 and encodes 196 amino acids. Gene Ontology annotation, cellular component: spliceosomal complex. Lineage: Eukaryota; Metazoa; Chordata; Actinopteri; Syngnathiformes; Syngnathidae. The record is from RefSeq and is a predicted model, not a curated record. Gene Ontology annotation, molecular function: RNA binding. Gene Ontology annotation, biological process: positive regulation of mRNA splicing, via spliceosome. The transcript has 8 exons.